AAGAAGAAAAAAAGACGUGCCCGCUUUUUUCCAGUUGCCUAAUCCUCUUCCCUAUGUAAGCCAUGCUGAAAGAUCGAGACAAAACAACAACAACAACAAAUUAAAAAAAAAUAUCAAAUUCAUUUGCAUUUACAAAAAUGUUAAAAUUGGGCUUUUUUUAAAUGGAGUUCUGCCUACAGACGUGCCACAGAUACCAAAACGUUUUAUUUUAAGUAAAGGAUCUCAUACAUGAAUAUUUAAUCGCACUGCAUGACUUAUUUAAGUGUUGUUUGUUCAUUUACAUUUUUUUGUAAUUAAUUUGCUUCGAAAUCUUUUAGACGACUUUUCGACGACGCUGUUAACUGCGCUUGUUGGUUACCUGGUAACCAUGAAUUUUCUUCUUCUAUGUUGGAGGGCAGCGGUCACAAACUUCCAUUAGAUGGCGACAAACGACAUGCCAUCUCACUGGUGAUAAUAAUAUUAGAAAAGACAGUCCAAGAAGAUGGCUGAGAGAUUAUAUUAAUGUUAAAUGAGUAACUGGAGCAUCUUAAAUUCACUCUGAUGAAAUACCACUGGAUCAGAGUUCGCUAGCUCAACAGGAACAUGUUGACACUGGGUGGCGAUAUUACAGGCUAAAUGGUCUUAAAAACAAAGAGAAGAAGAGGAGCUCAGUUCCGGGGGCGGGACAAACAAACAAACCGGGAAUAAAAAUAUGUUGGUUUCGUUAAAAAGUACGCAUGAAAAAUUUCCGGGAGACUGAAAUAAAAGGGUCGCAGUGAAGAUGAGUUCGUUUGCGGGUCGGAUGAAGGAGUACCCCACCAUCUCAUUGGACCGGUUCGACAGGGAGAACCUACAUGCUCGGGCAUAUUUCCUCUCCCACUGUCACAAAGAUCACAUGAAGGGGCUGAAAGGACCUCUGCUGAAGAGGAAGCUGCAGUUCAGUCGCACUGUGAGGCUUUACUGCUCCUUUGUAACCAAAGAGCUGCUGCUGAACAAUCCAAAGUACGCUUUUUGGGAGGAAUACAUCGUUCCUCUUGAGCUCGAGAGCCCGACUCAGAUUUCUCUCGUGGACGAAGCAUCAGGAGAGAAAGAAGAGGUUGUGGUGACGUUGCUUCCAGCAGGUCACUGUCCCGGCUCCGUCAUGUUCCUGUUUGAGGGUUCCCAUGGAAACGUGUUGUAUACAGGAGACUUCAGGUUGCCUGUCGGAGACGUGUCCAGAAUGGAGCACCUACACUCGGGCAGCAGGGUCAAAGACAUUCAGAGUAUCUAUCUGGACUCCACCUUCUACGACCCGCGCUUCUACCAGAUCCCAUCGCGGGAGGUCUGUUUAUCCGGAAUCUCCGAGUUGGUUGGAAAGUGGAUCAUUCAGAGUCCUCAUCAUGUUGUUUGGCUCAACUGUAAAGCUGCGUAUGGAUACGAGUACCUGUUUAUCAACCUGGGAGAGGAGUUCAACACACAGAUCCACGUCAACACUCUGGCGAUGUUCAAGAAGAUGCCGGAGAUCCUAAGCUACGUGACAACCAACCGCAGGACUCAGAUACACGCCUGUCGACACCCAAAGGAUGAAGAGUUUUUCCAAGGAAACCGGCUGCCGUGUGGAUGCACGGCUGCUGAUGGGACGCCUCUUCGCAUCAUCAGCAUCAAACCGUCCACCAUGUGGUUUGGAGAAAGAACCAAGAAGACCAGCGUCAUAAUAAAGACAGGAGGCAGUUCAUACCGAGCCUGUUUCAGCUUCCACUCCUCCUACUCCGAGAUUAAGGACUUCCUGUCGUACCUCCAGCCGGUGAAUAUCUACCCCAGUGUCAUCCCCAUUGGUCGAACACUGACUGAAGUCACACAGAUGUUGAAGCUGAUGUGCAGGAAGCAGUCUGAUGAGGCGGCGUUCGUUUACAAACCUCUGGGAGUCCUGAAACGCAGCAGGGUGCAGCGACCUACUUAUGACUCAGAGAGCGAUGACGAGCUGUUUGAUGGACUCGAUGUGGCACCAGUGAGGAAGAAGUUGGGAGUACAAAAAGAGGGAACUCCUGAAACAACAGCGCUCCCUGUGAGUGUGGAGGAGUCUUUAGCGCCGACCGUCACCGAUGCCCAGCCUGCUGCUCGUAACUACGUCGACUGCACCGAGUCCAACGGCGAGGAGGAUGAAGAGGAGGAGGAGGAGCAGCAAGGUGACGAGGAAAAGGUUGGAGCCGGACAGCCGGAGGACAUUUCCUCUCAGCCUCCAAGGUGGGAGGACUUCUUCACAACCGAGACUCUGACCGACAGCCAGAACAGCCUCAGGAGCCAACCACAGUCCUGCUGCUCUGGGAUGACCGGCUCGCAGACACCCGAUCUCUUCAGCGACGAAGAAACUGCCCCCGAUGGCUUCAGCCUGACGCUGUCCGGCUCGCUGUCCAAUCAUUCCUCUCAGAACAUGGACUCGUGUUUACCCGACACCCUGAUCAUCCAACCAGAGCUGGACGGGCAGAAACAAGGAGACAGCGAGACACAGAGGGAGGAGGGGGAUGACAGAAUCACCCUAUCGGAGUCUCAGCAGUCGUCAGACUUCGAUAUUCCCUGCACGCCGGAGUCGAAGGUGCCGCGGCCUGAUGAGCUCUCUCAGCUGUACAGGAAGCUGGCUGCAGGAGAGGCCGUCAGGGCUCUGGACUACAGGACCGAACAUUAAUGGGGGGGAUCCUAAAGAAACUGUGCAAACUAGAAAAGUAAAGCCUUAAAAAGCAGUAGGACGAGUCCAAAACAAGCAAACCACACAGCUACCUCCGUUUUAGUGACGAACCUGCAGCUCAGCUUCACUUUACAGCAGGCUCGAUGAUCCUGAACACCCCUCUGAGAUCCCCCGCUACCACACUGGGGCAGGAGGAGAGGUUAACAUGCACUCAGUACCUGCUUCCAGCAUGAAGAGUUUCUCAGCCUAAUUAGAGAGCAUAAAUGGACCAAACUUUAACGUCAUUUUCUUCAGACCUGUCGUUCUCACUUACACCUGUAAGCCGUCACAUUCCUUCUGCAGGCUGAGCUGAAAUUUCCUCUCCUCCAGCGUCAGCGUGGCCUCCAAACCACACAGACCUCAGUUUGUUAAACCACACACACUCGUUCCUGCGCACUUUAAGCUGAUUGGUGGAUUCUUGCACCUGUGCAGGUCACAGCUGACACUCGUUCCUUCUCUGCUAGCAGUUUGUGGUUUGUUCUGCUUCAGCUGCUGACAACAGGAGGGGAAUGUUUGCAUUAAAGCUAAACUUUUGUUCCAGAAACAAAUAAAAUAUUUAUUUUUAACUCA
Messenger RNA from Oreochromis niloticus (Nile tilapia), 3250 nucleotides. It is a transcript of the gene dclre1c, whose product is annotated as DNA cross-link repair 1C, PSO2 homolog (S. cerevisiae). The record is from RefSeq and is a predicted model, not a curated record. Lineage: Eukaryota; Metazoa; Chordata; Actinopteri; Cichliformes; Cichlidae. The coding region runs from base 761 to 2641 and encodes 626 amino acids. Gene Ontology annotation, biological process: telomere maintenance; interstrand cross-link repair; double-strand break repair via nonhomologous end joining. The transcript has 15 exons. Gene Ontology annotation, molecular function: damaged DNA binding; 5'-3' DNA exonuclease activity.